This is a messenger RNA of Scomber japonicus (chub mackerel), 1825 nucleotides long. RefSeq names its product cyclic GMP-AMP synthase a (gene cgasa). Lineage: Eukaryota; Metazoa; Chordata; Actinopteri; Scombriformes; Scombridae. Bases 1 to 1569 code for a protein of 522 amino acids. Gene Ontology annotation, cellular component: nucleus; site of double-strand break; cytosol. Gene Ontology annotation, molecular function: chromatin binding; 2',3'-cyclic GMP-AMP synthase activity; double-stranded DNA binding. Gene Ontology annotation, biological process: DNA damage response; positive regulation of type I interferon production; cellular response to exogenous dsRNA. The record is from RefSeq and is a predicted model, not a curated record. The transcript is spliced from 5 exons.
AUGAAAGAACAGAAACCAAAGAAAAGGCAGCAGAAGAAUCCAACCCACAAUGAGGAGAAGCCGUCUGUACAGAGCUUCCAAACUGAAAAGCCCACAAAAUAUUUCCCACAGGAGGAGAUCGGAAAGCCGCAACAGACAUCUAGAGACAACACGAGGGUCUCUGUCCGGGGCACAAAAGCCAAAAGCUGUGCUGGUAGGUCCAAAUCACUUGAGCAAUUUGCAGAGGAGACAGUGAAGACACAACCAGAGAUACCUAAAGACAAAACGAAGGCUUCUCCAAAAACAAAAACGGCAAAACCACAUAGUGGUAAGGCAAAAUUACUAGAACAAAUGGUAGAGGAGUUAAAGAUAACAGAAGCAGAGACCAUCAUCGAAGCAAAAAUUUGUGCCGGCACAAUGAAAUCACCAGAGGAGAUAAGGAAGAAGCAACAAAAAUCAUUUGAAAGCAUCACAAAAGCUUGUGAACCACAACUCCAGGGUGGAACGGACUCAAUCCUCUACACAACUCUGGACAAGUUAAGGAUUAGGAGGAACGAAAGAUCUGAUGCAUCAAAAGUCAUCAAUGACAUUAUAAAAAGCAUAGUCGAGCAUUUGAAAAAGAACACUGUAUCCUUUCAAGAAGUACAAGAACCACUACGUACUGGAAGUUACUAUGAAAAUCUAAAGAUUUCUAGCCCUGAUGAAUUUGAUGUGAUGCUGCCAAUGCCUGUCGCCCGAGUGGACAUUCAACCAUUUCGAGAUGAUGGAGCUUUUUACAGUGUGGCAUUAAAACGUAGCAAGAGUCCUCUGAGCAAAUUUAAGGAUGAGGCCGGCAUUUUAUCUGCCAGUAAAAUGCUAAAGGAGUUCAGGGAAGAAGUAACGAAAUGUGUCAAGCCAUUUAAAGAAUGGGUGUUGACAAGAAAGAAAAAAGGCUGUCCAGCAGUGACCCUGACUACAGAAGUGAAUUCAGUCACCAUCUCACUGGAUGUUGUUCUCUGUAUAGUGGUUCAAUCAAGCUGGCCACCUUUCACCAAAGAUGGCCUAAGAAUAGAGGGUUGGCUGGGAACUAAAGUGAGGCAGAAAUACAAGUACCUACCUUAUUACCUUGUCCCAAAAUAUGAGGGCAGGGGUACCAUGGAAUGUGAUGGGGUCCUUGCUAAAGAUAUUUGGCGGGUUUCAUUCUCUCAUGUUGAGAAGGACAUACUGAAGAAUCACGGAUCAGAGAAGACAUGCUGUGAAGAAGGCGGAGUGCGCUGCUGCAGGAAAGACUGUUUGAAGCUGUUGAAACACCUCCUGAGUUUGCUGAAGGAAAGGGAGUCAUUUGACAAGUUCUGCUCCUAUCACGCCAAGACCACGCUCUUGCAUGCCUGCUGCUCUAGAACUAAAGACACUGACUGGCACACCUCAAAUCUGGGUCACUGCUUUCAGAUUUUCCUCAAAGAGUUUGAAGGCUACCUUCAAAAAGGUGUACUCCACAACUUCUUCAUCCCAACACAGAACCUGCUCUCUGGUAUAAGCGAUGAAUCGUGCAAAAGUCUGGCUCAGUGUAUCAGGAAUGAACGGUACAAUGGCUUUCCCAUUUUCAAGUGAAAACUUCACAACAAAUAUAAAGUCAUAGGUGUGCGACUGUUCAAGGCCAGCACAAUACAGUCAUUUCUCACCAUUUCAUUCUGGUUUUUACCAAGUUUAUUUCCCUGUAAGCCUGUUCAUAAUGAAUCAUUGUUAUUGUUUAUUAAAUACUUUAUACCCCUCUCAAGAUGAUUUCACAAAGUCAAAGAAAUAAAGUCAAUUAAAUCUGCCAAAUGAUGCCAAUUUAUACUUAAUUUUAAUCACAUUUUAAUAGAAU